GGCCGGGAGGACUUAAAGCAACGGCGACGCGCGCCCGCCCGCUUACCUCGGGCUCUUUUUUUUUUUUUAAUUAUUAACCCAUUCUCUCCCCCCGCUUGUCUCCUUCGGAGGGACUCGCUUUCUCCCCCGCUUCCCUUCUUUGGCUAGGCCAAGAGGGAGGGCUCAGCAGCGGCGGAGGGAGAGCGAAGAGAUCCAGACAGGCCCCGGAGCGGCAGCUUCAUUUCCUCCUCGCCAACCCUUUCCAGGCCGGGCUGCAGCGCUCCCCGCGGCUCGCUCUCGCUCCGCCGGGGAGAGAGGCCCAGCCAGGCAGGCCUGGCCGUGCUCAGGUAACUGGCAAAACCAUUAAGUACUGAACCCAGUAGAGCAACGUACAUGUGAAAUAUCCUGAAGUGCAGGGAAGAAGACUUUUAUAUCCAGCUUGCAAACUGGAAGACUCUUAUUUAUAUUUUUAUCUUGGUGACUAUUUACAAUGAAUGAGCACAGUGAUGAAGAAAGUGCAAGGAACAGUAGUGGAGAAUCUAGCCAAUCGGAUGAUGAUUCUGGUUCAGCAUCAGGUUCUGGAUCUGGUUCAAGUUCGGGAAGCAGCAGUGAUGGAAGCAGCAGCCAGUCGGGAAGCAGCGACUCAGACUCUGGUUCAGAGUCUGGCAGUCAGUCAGAAUCAGAGUCUGACACAUCUAAGGAAAAGAAAGUCCAAGCUAAACUGCCAAAGGUUGCUGGAGCUGAGUUUUGGAAAUCCAACCCAAGCAUUCUGGCUGUACAGAGAUCUGCAAUGCUUAGGAAGCAGCAGCAGCAGUCAAAGGCAGCAUCCUCAAACAGUGGCUCAGAAGAGGACUCAUCAAGUAGUGAAGACUCUGCAGAUGACUCAUCCAGUGAAAUCAAACGGAAGAAACACAAAGAUGAAGACUGGCAAAUGUCUGGGUCUGGAUCUGGAUCUGGAACUGCUUCAGACUCUGAUUUGGAAGAAAACAGAGAUAAAAGUACUUGUGGGGAAAGUGAAUCUGACUAUGAGCCAAAAAACAAAGUCAGGAGCAGGAAACCCCCACGAAGAAUUAAACAAAAAAGCGGGAAGAAGAGUACAGGGCCGAAAAAAAGACAACUUGAAUCAUCCGAUGAUGACGACGACGAUGAUGAUUAUGAUAAGAGAGGAUCUCGCCGCCAGGCUACAGUAAAUGUUAGUUACAAGGAAGCUGAAGAAGCAAAGACAGAUUCAGAUGAUCUUCUGGAAGUCUGUGGAGAGGAUGUCCCUCAACCUGAAGAAGAUGAAUUUGAAACAAUCGAAAAAUUUAUGGAUAGCCGCAUUGGAAGAAAAGGAGCCACUGGUGCUACUACCACCAUCUACGCAGUUGAAGCUGAUGGAGAUCCAAAUGCAGGAUUUGAUAAAUCAAAAGAACCUGGUGACAUGCAGUAUUUGAUAAAAUGGAAAGGCUGGUCCCACAUCCAUAAUACUUGGGAAACUGAAGAAACUCUGAAACAGCAGAAUGUUAGAGGAAUGAAGAAACUGGACAAUUAUAAGAAAAAGGAUCAGGAGACAAAACGAUGGUUAAAAAACGCUUCUCCAGAAGAUGUGGAAUAUUACAACUGCCAGCAAGAACUCACAGAUGAUUUGCAUAAACAGUAUCAAAUAGUAGAGAGAAUAAUUGCCCAUUCUAAUCAGAAGUCCGCUGCAGGUUAUCCUGAUUAUUAUUGCAAAUGGCAAGGUCUCCCUUAUUCAGAGUGCAGCUGGGAAGAUGGUGCUCUCAUUGCAAAAAAAUUCCAAUCACGCAUUGAUGAGUAUUUUAGCAGAAAUCAGUCUAAAACCACACCUUUUAAGGACUGUAAGGUUUUAAAACAGAGGCCAAGGUUUGUUGCCCUAAAGAAACAGCCAUCUUAUAUUGGAGGUCAUGAAAGUUUAGAGCUUAGAGAUUAUCAGUUAAACGGACUGAACUGGUUGGCUCACUCUUGGUGCAAGGGGAACAGUUGCAUUCUUGCAGAUGAAAUGGGAUUGGGCAAAACCAUACAAACAAUUUCCUUUUUGAAUUACUUGUUUCAUGAACAUCAGUUGUAUGGACCUUUCUUGCUGGUAGUGCCACUUUCCACUUUGACAUCUUGGCAAAGAGAAAUCCAGACAUGGGCUCCCCAAAUGAAUGCUGUAGUUUAUUUAGGAGACAUUACAAGCAGAAAUGUGAUAAGAAUGCACGAAUGGAUGCAUCUGCAGACCAAACGGUUAAAAUUUAACAUCCUACUAACAACUUAUGAAAUUCUGCUGAAGGAUAAGUCAUUCCUUGGUGGUCUGAACUGGGCAUUUAUAGGAGUGGAUGAAGCCCAUCGAUUAAAAAAUGACGAUUCUCUCCUGUACAAGACGUUAAUAGACUUUAAGUCCAACCAUCGUCUCCUAAUCACUGGAACACCUCUUCAAAAUUCCCUGAAAGAACUCUGGUCCUUGCUGCACUUCAUCAUGCCAGAAAAGUUUUCUUCUUGGGAAGAUUUUGAAGAGGAACAUGGGAAAGGAAGGGAAUUUGGCUAUGCAAGUCUUCACAAAGAACUUGAACCAUUUCUCCUAAGAAGAGUUAAAAAAGAUGUAGAAAAAUCUCUACCUGCGAAGGUUGAGCAAAUUUUAAGAAUGGAGAUGAGUGCAUUACAAAAGCAAUAUUACAAAUGGAUUUUAACUAGGAAUUACAAAGCCCUAAGUAAAGGUUCAAAGGGCAGUACCUCAGGCUUUCUGAAUAUCAUGAUGGAGCUCAAGAAGUGUUGUAAUCAUUGCUACCUCAUUAAGCCACCAGAUGACAAUGAAUUCUAUAAUAGACAGGAGGCCUUACAGAAUUUAAUCCGAAGUAGUGGGAAGCUGAUUCUUCUAGACAAGCUACUGAUUCGCUUACGGGAACGUGGCAGCAGAGUGCUUAUAUUCUCUCAAAUGGUGCGGAUGCUGGACAUCCUAGCUGAAUAUUUGAAAUAUCGCCAGUUUCCUUUUCAGAGACUAGAUGGUUCAAUAAAAGGAGAACUGAGGAAGCAAGCACUGGAUCAUUUUAAUGCAGAAGGUUCUGAGGAUUUCUGCUUUUUACUGUCUACCAGAGCUGGAGGUCUGGGUAUAAACUUGGCAUCAGCUGAUACAGUAGUUAUAUUUGAUUCUGACUGGAAUCCUCAGAAUGAUUUGCAAGCACAGGCUAGAGCUCAUAGAAUUGGACAAAAGAAACAGGUUAAUAUUUAUCGUCUUGUAACUAAAGGAUCAGUAGAGGAAGAUAUCCUGGAAAGAGCCAAGAAGAAAAUGGUCUUAGAUCAUCUAGUGAUUCAGAGAAUGGACACAACAGGGAAGACUGUGUUGCACACAGGUUCUGCUCCAUCUAGCUCUGCUCCUUUUAACAAAGAAGAGCUGUCAGCUAUUUUGAAAUUUGGUGCUGAGGAACUUUUUAAGGAACCCGAAGGUGAAGAACAGGAGCCACAGGAAAUGGACAUAGAUGAGAUCUUGAAGAGGGCUGAGACCCGGGAAAAUGAAACUGGCCCAUUAAGUGUGGGAGAUGAGUUGCUUUCCCAGUUUAAGGUGGCCAAUUUUUCUAACAUGGAUGAAGAUGACAUUGAACUGGAUCCUGAACAAAACUCAAGAAACUGGGAGGAAAUAAUUCCAGAGGUCCAGAGGCGAAGAUUAGAAGAAGAAGAAAGACAAAAAGAAUUGGAAGAAAUUUAUAUGCUUCCAAGAAUGAGAAACUGUGCAAAACAGAUCAGCUUUAAUGGAAAUGAAGGGAGACGUUGCAGGAACAGAAGAUAUUCUGGAUCAGAUAGUGACUCCGUUUCAGAAAGAAAACGACCCAAAAAACGUGGAAGACCACGGACUAUUCCACGGGAAAACAUUAAAGGAUUUAGUGAUGCAGAGAUCAGGCGGUUUAUCAAGAGUUACAAGAAAUUUGGCGGUCCUCUUGAAAGGUUAGAUGCAAUAGCUAGAGAUGCUGAACUAGUGGAUAAAUCUGAGACAGACCUCAGAAGACUUGGAGAGCUAGUGCAUAAUGGCUGCAUCAAGGCUUUAAAGGACAACUCACCUGGACAAGAAAGAGCAGGGGGCAGACUGGGAAAAGUUAAAGGCCCAACAUUCCGAAUAUCAGGCGUGCAGGUGAAUGCAAAACUAGUCAUCUCACAUGAAGAAGAGCUAGUGCCAUUGCAUAAAUCCAUUCCUUCAGAUCCAGAGGAAAGGAAGAGAUACACCAUAUCUUGUCAUACUAAGGCUGCUCAUUUUGAUAUAGACUGGGGCAAGGAGGAUGACUCCAAUCUUCUGAUAGGCAUUUAUGAGUAUGGAUAUGGUAGCUGGGAAAUGAUAAAAAUGGACCCUGAUCUCAACUUGACACAAAAGAUUCUGCCAGAUGAUCCAGAUAAGAAACCCCAGGCCAAGCAGCUGCAGACCCGUGCAGACUACCUCAUAAAACUACUCAAUAAGGAUCUUGCAAGGAAAGAAGCACAAAGACUUUCUGGGGCAGGAGGCUCAAAGAGAAGGAAGAUGAGAACUAAAAAGAGCAAGACACUAAAAACAGCAAAAGUGAAAGAAGAGAUAAAAAGUGAUUCAUCGCCACCUCCUUCAGAUAAGUCGGAUGAAGAGGAAGAGGAGGAUAGCAAGGAGGAAAUGUCUUCAGCAAAACAUCCAAAUAAAAAGAUAAAAGCAGAAAAAGAAAAUGAAGAAAACCCUGAUGGUGAUACUGGCAUGAAAAAGGAGACUGAUGAAAAAAGAGAGAUGAAGGAAAACAAAAGGGAGAUAAAAAGGGAGAAAAAAGAAAAGGAGGACAAGAAAGAGUUGAGAGAAAAAGACAUGAAAGAGAAGAAAGAAAGCAAAAUAAAAGAAUACAUACAGAGAGAAAAAGAGACAAAUGAAUCAAAAUCCGACAUCAAAGACAAAACCAAGAAAGUCUCAUCAGCAGACACCCCUGUUCAUAUAACAGCAAGUAGUGAACCAGUUCCUAUAUCUGAAGAAUCUGAAGAGCUGGAUCAGAAGACAUUCAGUAUAUGCAAAGAAAGAAUGAGGCCUGUCAAAGCAGCGCUUAAACAACUGGAUAGACCAGAGAAAGGUCUUUCAGAAAGGGAACAGCUGGAACAUACUAGACAGUGUCUUAUCAAAAUUGGAGAUCAUAUAACUGAGUGCCUAAAAGAAUACGCAAAUCCCGAGCAAAUAAAACAGUGGAGAAAAAACUUGUGGAUUUUUGUCUCCAAAUUUACAGAAUUUGAUGCAAGAAAACUGCACAAAUUGUAUAAACAUGCAAUCAAAAAACGCCAAGAAACUCAGCAGCACAAUGACCAGAACGUCAGCAGUAAUGUGAAUGCACAUUUGGUUAGAAAUCCAGCAGAUGUGGAACGGCUAAAAGAGAACACAAACCAUGAUGAAAGUAGCAGAGACAGUUACUCCUCUGACAGACACCUAUCACAGUAUCAUGAUCAUCAUAAAGACAGACUUCAUGGAGAUGCCUACAAAAAAGGUGAUUCUCGGAAAAGGCCUUAUUCCACCUUCAGCAAUGGAAAAGAUCACAGGGACUGGGAUCACUACAAACAGGAUAAUAGAUACUACAGUGAUGGUAAACAUAGAAAGCUAGAUGACCACAGGAACAGAGAUCACAGGUCGAGCCUGGAAGGAAGUUUAAAAGAGAGCCGGUCACACUCAGAUCAUCGGAUACAUUUAGACCACCGAUCCAGUUCAGAUUACAGCCAUCAUAAAUCUUCAAGGGACUAUCGAUAUCACUCAGACUGGCAAAUGGACCACAGAGCUUCCAGUAGUGGGCCUCGGUCACCACUAGAUCAGAGAUCUCCAUAUGAGUCAAGAUCUCCCUUAGGACACAGAUCUCCUUUUGAACAUUCAACAGAUCACAAAAGUACACCUGAACAUAUGUGGAGUAGCCGGAAAACAUAGCAAAGACUAACAUUUCCUGGACUUGCUUUUUUUUAGCCAUACACAAUAAACUAACACAGCAAUUGCCUUACAUGACUUGAAAGACAUGGACCGGAUGUGCUCUAAGUAGCAGUAUUGUUACUACUUUCCAGUAUGCUAGGUCUAUUAUCCCAACAGAAGAAAUAUUUUUGUAUUUAAAGUUUUAAUGCUGCACUGUGCUGCAAAUGUUGUAGCACUUUUUUUAAAAAGAAUUGAAAGAUGUUUACUUUUUACAGGGACCUCAACACUGCCCCACUCAGACUGGAUCUUAAUCUGAACUCCUCAUCAAAGUGGUUUUAUCCUGACCUGAAUGCAAUUUAAAUUAUGUUUGUAGAUGAGCAUUCACAUGUUAACCUGUGAGCAUAUUUCAGGAAGGAAUCAAGAGGAAUUUUUUUUAAAUAACAAAGACUCUCAAGGACUUUGUUCACUUUCCAAAGCUACUUGUUUACAUUGUACACUGCGACCACCUUGCCGCUUUUUCAUUACAAGCUUGAAUAUUUAAAUUCUGUACCUAUAAUUGUAAAAUAGCCAGGCGUUCUUCAGUUUGAUCAAUUGUAAUGCCUUUUUACAAAAUGGCUGUAAAUUAUUGUAAAUUAAUUAAAUGAGCUUUCCCCCCUCA
This is a messenger RNA of Hemicordylus capensis (graceful crag lizard), 6491 nucleotides long. It is a transcript of the gene CHD1, whose product is annotated as chromodomain helicase DNA binding protein 1. NCBI's taxonomy places the organism in Eukaryota, Metazoa, Chordata, Lepidosauria, Squamata, Cordylidae. Gene Ontology annotation, cellular component: chromatin; nucleus. Gene Ontology annotation, molecular function: ATP hydrolysis activity; ATP binding; chromatin binding. The record is from RefSeq and is a predicted model, not a curated record. Bases 470 to 5854 code for a protein of 1794 amino acids. Gene Ontology annotation, biological process: nucleosome organization; regulation of transcription by RNA polymerase II. The transcript is spliced from 37 exons.